AUGUCGCCGUCUGUUUUUAGAUCGUUGGUUCUAGUUUUGUUGGUUGCCACAGUAGGCGUGCUCUCGGUCUUCGGAGUUGUUCAAGUGCAGACCGCUCGGGGGCCUAAUAUGAAGACACCAUCACAUUGCCCGAAGGGAGCAGAAUGCGCUUUUAUAAACGAACUUGAUAAGUACCACAUCCAUCUCGGCACCUAUAACAAGAAAGGUGAUGAGCCCUUGGUGAUAACAGUGCAUAAGAGCACGCUCGACGAAACAAGGGCAUACGCCAUCACCGCAUUGAGCCAGAUAUCUACUGGUUACCAGUGGAUAUGUGUGGGAAUUUUGAACGCCGAAACACACUGCCAGUUGAAGGAAGGCUAUCAAGAAUUCGACAAAAUCUUAACUGAAGAAUUUAUGAAACACUCCAUGAAGCACGGACAAUGUGGUCAUGGAAUUAUCACAGAUCCGUUCGUAGCACAAAAUGCCAAAACAAUUGCGAACGACAUUGACGCUGUGAUUCCAGAGGGCGAUAAGGCCGUUACCCCGUCCAAGACCCCGUCUGUGGGAGAGCCGGAAAUUUCCAAGGCAACCUUGUCCAUAACACCAACCGUAAGGGAGGGCAAAUACUACGUGGUGUUCGCUUACGGAUCGCCAUUUAGGGGCCCUAAGAUGGUGUGCUUCAAGGAGGUGAUCGUGAAGGUGCUGCCAUAG
Messenger RNA from Babesia ovata, 690 nucleotides. Its product is annotated as pilus assembly protein, putative. The record is from RefSeq and is a predicted model, not a curated record. NCBI's taxonomy places the organism in Eukaryota, Apicomplexa, Aconoidasida, Piroplasmida, Babesiidae. The coding region runs from base 1 to 690 and encodes 229 amino acids. The transcript is spliced from 2 exons.